Entelurus aequoreus (snake pipefish) is the source of this 4782-nucleotide messenger RNA. RefSeq names its product zinc finger DHHC-type palmitoyltransferase 2 (gene zdhhc2). The transcript is spliced from 14 exons. Lineage: Eukaryota; Metazoa; Chordata; Actinopteri; Syngnathiformes; Syngnathidae. Gene Ontology annotation, molecular function: protein-cysteine S-palmitoyltransferase activity. Gene Ontology annotation, cellular component: Golgi apparatus; endoplasmic reticulum. The record is from RefSeq and is a predicted model, not a curated record. The coding region runs from base 97 to 1239 and encodes 380 amino acids. Gene Ontology annotation, biological process: protein targeting to membrane; peptidyl-L-cysteine S-palmitoylation.
GACGGGCAGGGAGACACCGAGACGCGCGCGCACGCCCACUUAGGCGAGUAAACACGCGGACGUGAACGCGCACUGGCUAUGAUCCGCUCCUAGACGAUGGCACCGUCGGGCUCGCGGAAUGUCAAAUGGGGCUGCAGGAGAGUUUUCUACUGGAUCCCCGUCCUGUUCAUCGCCCUCAUAGUGGCUUGGUCGUACUACGCCUAUGUUGUGCAGCUUUGUGUGGUGUCAAUCGAAAACACGUGGGAAAAGGUCUUAUACUUAUUGUUGUACCAUGUCAUCUUCAUCAUGUUUAUUUGGGCUUACUGGCAGACUAUCUUCACCAAUCCCAUGAACCCCCUGAAGGAGUUUCACCUGUCCUACUCGGAAAAAGAGUUGCUGGAGCGUGAAGACAGGGGUGAGUCUCAGCAGGAGAUCCUGAGGAGAAUAGCCAAGAAGCUGCCCGUCUACACUCGCACCAACUCUGGCGCAAUCCGUUUUUGUGACCGCUGCCAGCUGCUGAAGCCUGAUCGAUGUCACCAUUGUUCAGUUUGCGAUAAAUGCAUCCUGAAGAUGGAUCACCACUGUCCCUGGGUAAACAACUGCGUGGGAUUUUCCAACUAUAAGCCGUUUAUGCUGUUUUUGUCAUAUUCCCUACUCUACUGCCUUUUUAUAACGGCUACAGACCUUAAGUACUUCAUUAAGUUUUGGAUGGCUGGAGGUCGAGCCCAUUUCCGUCUGAAAGAAUAUCUGAACGGCUUCCCAGACACGCAGGCCAAGUUCCACAUCCUGUUCCUCUUCUGCUCAGCCUCCAUGUUCUCAGUCAGCCUCGCUUCGCUUUUCAUCUAUCACUGCUGGCUCGUCUGCAAGAACAGGUCCACACUCGAGGCUGUUCGUGCACCUGUUUUUCGUCACGGCAGAGACAAGAACGGAUUCAGUCUGGGUUCCAGUAAGAACUUCCGCCAAGUGUUUGGCGAUGAAGCCAAAUAUUGGCCCUUUCCUGUUUUCUCCAGUUUAGGGGAUGGUUGCGCGUUCCCAACAUGCUUGAUGAAUACUGACCCCGAGCAGCCAUCUUCACCCACUGGCCAUAGCCCUGCAAACAGGAGUGCAGCAGAAGGUCGCCACUUCCCAUCCAAGCCAAUGAGUGACAGUCAACGCCAACUUCUCUGCAGCACCUCCUCCUGGACUGAAAGUGACGUUGCAGCUGAUGUCGACCAGAGGGGCACGAAUAACCCAGUGAUGACCUUAGAAAAUGAGGCAUAGCCAAGGAAAAGCUUGGAUGCUGUUGGAAGUGUCGGUGCUGCACCCACGUCUGUGUAAUAUGACAUGAUGUCAUCACUAGUUAUUACCUGAAAUCAAAAUAUAUAGAAAGGUUGUGGAUUUCAUAACAGCCCUGAUGGAAGAGCUGUGUGCCCAUUUAUCUGUAAUAUUGUCCACUUGUACAGCAAUGUCUCAUUAUAUUUUAUGAAACCUCUGCAAAAUGAGGCACACAUUGUUUCUCUAGCUGCUUCCUAGCAGUUUCUUAUGAGUAGUCAUUAUGUAUUUGAAGAAUGUUUGACAAAGCCCAACUGUUAAUCAAUAUACUGUAUUUUUCUAUGCGUCUGAGUCCACGUAAACAAUAAUAAAACAAAGUAGGAUAUAACAGUGAACUUUGGAAAUAGUACUUUACAAAAGCUUUGAGCCUUUAUUUACAAAACAAUCUAAAAACAACUGUUGUACCUCACACUUUUUCCCUCUUCAGUGCCCAAGGAUGCACUGCAAAAACGAAAAAAUAAAAGAAAAAAUAAAUCCCAUUUCAGUCAUCAACAUGACACUGAUUAAUAUUUCAGCACACAGCUACAAAUGUUCAUAACACUAUUCAACGACUCGGCAUUUGUGCAAAACCUUUUGAACAUGCGGUACCUCUAUGCAGCAUGUUAGAGCGGAAAUGCAACACAAAAUAAUGCAUGUAAAAAUGCCACCAUAUUCCCCACGGAAUAAUAGUGUUAUUUUCUUUUAUUACAACACUAAAACUCUGCACAAGCAACCGUAAUUAAAACAAAAUGAAAACGUGGUCACAACAGAGUAUUCAGCGUGUCUGACGUUGUGUUUCCUUGCAUUGGAGAUAUGAGGUGCAUGAAUCAGUGAUCAUUUAUGUGCAUUUGACCGCUUUGACAUGGAUAUUAAAGGCUUCUCACAUUGGGUCGUUAUGGUGCAAAGAUGAAAUAAUAAGUUGAAUUACAGUGUGUGACUCUGUGUGCAUGUGAACACACACCCAUAAUCCCUUUCUCAUUUUGAGGCAAUAAGGUAACGUGUGGCAUCUUAGUGUUGAACUCAGCAUCUUUUAGUAGCAGUAAAGUACCGGCACGACAAAUUAAAACUUAAAAAUGAUGCAUUUUUAAGGCUGAGUGUGGUAGCGAAAUGUUUUGGUAACAUUAAAUAAACACGCUGUGUUCACAAAGUAAACACAGACAAAGGCAACAAAGCAACAUCAGAUACAUUUCCAUAUAAAAUCAGGUUAGAGCUUUAAAGUGCAAAAAUAUUCGACAGAACAUUUUAGGAGAACUAAAAUCCCAUUUUUUUUUCAAGCAUGUGGAAUUGAAAGGAAGCGAUCAGAUGUUUGUGCUGCUUUGCCGGAGUAAAAGGUUAAACUCACACAAGUGUCACGUCGGGGGGAAAACUGUGGUACUUUUCCUCACUGACACUCACUCAGUUGUCUAAGACCAAGAGAGACGAUGACAAAAGAAGCGCUUCCUCCGUUGUUACCGCUGUCAUCGUUAUCCGCUUGUCCAAGCUCAGCCUCUGUGCCGCACUGGCCCAUGCAGGACGGUUGCGAGUGUCGUGUCACGACUGCUGCUUGUUGGCUUCCUCUUCGUAAGCGUUCCCUGUUCCGUUCUGGACGUAGGUGGAGCCAGAACCAAGCCCGUACAGGUGGCCACAGUACUUUGCAUCGUCGAUAUGAUCCUCAAAGAACAUCUGGUGGAAACAAGAUGGAGAAUAUCAUGCACAAAUAUGAAUAUUCUUAUGUUUAUUAUUGUGGUUGUGGUGUAGGAGUAAGAACGUUAUUUAAAUAUGAGGUCAUGGCAUUUCUACACUAAUGCACAACCUCAAAAACAAUUUAAAGAAGACUUUACGCCAUUGUUAAAAAGACACACAUAUCAGUCUUUCCCAUACGUUCAUUCAAAUUUGUACCGCCACAGAUACAUGUAGCGCUACCUGCUUGCCUUCACUCACAUACACAUUAUAAUGGGACUGUCUUUGAAUGUAGCAAAAAGGACAAGUGUUGGCCCGCUUAUCUCCAAGCCACAAAAAGAAGCGACAGAAGUAAGUUCAUUUGUAUUUCUUAAUAUUUGUUUAGAUUUUCGUGUUUUUUGCUGACUUUUUGCACAAGCAAUAAUUAGGCUAAUAACCCGCCAAAGACUUUUCAAUUCGACUGUUCCCACCUUUUUUUCCCCGAAUACUUCUCCCAUAUUUUUUAAAAUAUUCCAAUUAUUCAACAACAUUCAGGUUGUGUAUUUUUUGUGUUCAAACAAUUCCCAAAUGUCCAUAACACAGCGUUACUACUGGCAAAUUUCUCAACAGUUUCAAAGUCAAAAUGCUAAUUGCUAAUUUUAGUCAAUUGUUAGCAUGCUAACAUUAGUAUGCUAGCUUUUUUAGCUAAUAUUUCCUGGUAUAUGCCUCAAAUAUUUUGUUACUUGAUGCAUGCUAACAGUUAACAUGUUAAUAUGCAAGCCUUUGAGGUAAUCUUUGCCAAUAUACACAUCAGACGUAUAAACUAUUUGGCUAAUUUUGCAGGUAUACACCUCAAAAUCAAAUAGUGUUACCUAAAGCAUGUUAACCGUAAACAAGCUAAUGUUAACAUUAUUGUUUGCGUGUUAACAUGCUAACAUUAGCAUACCAGCUCAUUUUGCAGGUAUCGGUAUACACUUCAGAGUCAAAUAUUUUGUUAUUUCACGCAUGCUGUUAGCAUGUUUAACAUGCUAACACUAACAUGCCAGCUUUUCAGACAAUUUUGCAGGUAUAUGCCUCAGAGUCAAAUACUUUAUCUCACACAUGCUAACUUUUAGUAAGCUAACGUUAGCAUGUUAUUACCCUAGCUUUUGUUUUAGAAUUUUGCUGGUCUCCACCCAAGAGUCAUGUAUUUUGCUAGUUGUUGCUAUCUGCCUAGCAUGCUAAUUGUUAGCAUUUCAGUUCGAACGGUCAGUUAGCUUCACACCUUUAUUUAUUUCUAUCAUAAAAUCUAUCUCCAACUUUAUAGUCUAACCAAAACAUUUCAUCCUUUUCGGACAUGUUGAAUUGUGUAACUGUCAAUGUGUGAUGUGUUGAAUGCAAGUUAACACAACUACAGCAUUACCAUUACCCUCAGGAGCCUACCUCUCUCAUCUUGAAGAAAGCCAUGCCUGUUAGUAAAGAGUCCGAACCCGCCUGAUGCUGUGGGCCAAUCCUCUCUAGCUCAAGUUGCUCUGCUACUUCUUGCAGUCCACCCUGAACACGACACACAUUUACCAUACCUGUCAAUCACCGUACACAACCUUGAACUGGAAUACUUGGCAACAAUCCUACCUUCAGGUUCUUGCAGCUCUUCAUGAGGUACUUGACAUCAUAAAUGACUGGAAAAUACAAGUGAAGAAUUUCAAAGAAAUCAAGCUCCUCCUCUGGCAGUUUGGCAUUGGACAGAAGCUUGAUCAGGUAUCCAAAGUCAUAGCCACUGCAAAAAAAAGUCCAUCACAAAUAGGAAAGGUGUACACAAUUAUGUCGCAGAAAUAAAAAUUGACUUUCAAGGAGUCACUAACGCCUGUGGAAAUGUGUCUUGCCUGCAUGUUAUAC